AUGGCAACGGCGUCGUCCUCUUCCUGUCUCUCGUCACCGGCUUCUUUCGUAACGGCGCAUGAUGCCAAGUCCACGGCUGCCAGCAGCCCCGUCCAUGAGAACCCUUGUCCCUAUCGCGAUGCGCGACAGUUGCCCCGCGACUUGAGGGCACAUUGCCAGAUUUUUCUAGAAGAACAACUCUACAGCUCCGCGAUCAGUCUCCUCAAUAGUAUUGCUGGUUCUGGCGCAUCCAGACGUACACCAACAAAGCGACCAGUCCCCGUUCCUCCUGCUAGUCACCUCGCUCUAUUAAACACUCUAAUAAUACAUCCACUCCACACCACACGCGCAGAAAAGAAAGACCGCCUCGAUGUUUCCUCGCAGGCCCUAGAUUAUUUGCGCAAUCUACUCACCAUCGUCGGUCCCAUCAAUGCCGACUUCAGAACAGCCUUCCAGUUCAGUUCCGCGCCACGCUGGGGACGUCGAUGGGACCAAAAUGCACAGGGAAAUGAUAGCGACAUGUCCGAUGUAGAAUCGAACGGAGACGACGAACGACUUCAAGGUCAACUCGCCAACGAAAGCAGCAUAUGGAACCGUGGACAAGACUUUUGGUCUACGUUAGGCUGGGCCUUCAACUGCAGUGUCUUAUACCCGAAGCGAUGGCGUUAUUGGAAAGUUUGGUUAGAUUUGAUGUUGGACGUCUUGGAGGCCGACUGGACAGAACGUGAGCGACGCGAUAAAGAAGCACAACAAGCAAAUGGCCCGGAGAGCGAACUACCUCGUACAGCACGCAGUGAUUCUAUUAUUGUCAUGUACAUGGAUCAACAAAAUGGACGGCAGAAUGGGGCUAAAGGAUUUAUGAAGGCCCUAUUUGCAGACGGAAGCGAAAUAUCAUCAUCGGCCUACCGAGAAGUGUUCGACAAAGAACCCAGAAGACCCCGCAAGCAGUCUAAGAAACGAAAACGGGAGCAAGUGCUCGACCUGGAAAACGACAAAUUUGGCGAUUAUUACGAUGAGGAGUCAAUGUCCUCGGGAGUUUCUGAGCCACCGACACCUCAAAAACCCAAAGACACACGGAAGCUUGGAACAGCUGGAGCACAUGCGCCAGGCUUAGUCGAGUCUGUAGGCGUACGCCUGCGCCUUUUCAAGCUACUUUCUGCAGUAACGUGGUCACUCCGAAAACCCAUCGAGCUUCAUCGUUUAUAUGAAGAGUAUACCGCCUCUCUCAAACUUCUCCCACUUCCUAUGUUUUCUCUUUUUGCAUGCCAGCGACCAAAUGUCCUCUUACCGGAGGCGCACAUCACCAUCGCUAAAGAACUAUUCGACCUCUUAUUACCAAAUUCUUACAAAAACCCUUCCAAGGUUGAUCCAGAAGGUGAUGCCCAGGGGUGUUUAACCUUACCUAUGUUAGAGCAAUGCUUUGUCCCUCACCCAGCAAAUACGGUGGCGCUGGAAGACAACGCGAAACUAUCACUAGUUGUCGAGGAUGCUAUACAGCUUCUGUGGGCUUGCGGUUUAAUGGUUUAUUCCGAAAAGUUGGAAGAGGCUGUUGAGAAGGGCAUAAUGGCUCGGGAAACAAAAGCAAAGAAGCGGCGUACUGGGAAGAUGAAAAGCGACGAAACUGAUGUUCUUGCUCAAGACAUCCUUACCAACUCAGCAGAAAGAAUUCGGGUUUUGUUGGAAGUUUUAAAAGCUACACAGGAAAUGGAGUCAUGA
Fusarium sp. VM40 is the source of this 1695-nucleotide messenger RNA. Lineage: Eukaryota; Fungi; Ascomycota; Sordariomycetes; Hypocreales; Nectriaceae. The record is from the annotation of a GenBank genome assembly.